Molecule: messenger RNA, 621 nt
Organism: Babesia ovata
Lineage: Eukaryota; Apicomplexa; Aconoidasida; Piroplasmida; Babesiidae
Exons: 1
Coding region: 1-621 (206 amino acids)
Source: RefSeq, a predicted model, not a curated record
AUGGUAGAAAAGGAAGUGGUUAUUUCACGGCUGCAGGGCGCCCUUCUGCGUUUGCCAAAGGAUGAUCUAAUCAAGUUGCUCAGGAGCACGUACCAGGCUAUGCGCAUAAAACAUGGAAUACCCUUCGAACGCCCAGAAUCAAAUACACACAGCUCCGCAACACAGCGAGAAACGGGGGCCAGGGGCGCCAAAGCUACGGCUGCCCGCAGCAAGAGGAAACACAGCGCAGGCAAAAGGAAACCGUCUGAGACCUCGUCGGAUAAGGGGAAUUUUGCGAAGGUCGAGCAGCCUACCUUCCGACAAAUCGACAUUUUAGCGGAUGAUUUUAAAGAUUUGAAUCUGUCUUAUGACUCCGACGCGUUCGAUCUGGCCGAGCCGGGAGUCGACAGCCAUCAGCAUGCCAACUCUCCAACUCAGAGCGGCACUGUAGACGAAACCAGCCUAUCGGAAAGCACGUUGAACGACCGUGAAUUCGCAAUUCAGACGCUGAAAGAUGAUGCGCGUCAAAUUGUGCCUCCACUGGACCUUUCGGCCAUAAGCGCCAGCGCGAAGGAGGCGUACAAGGUGACCGACUUCUUGCCGUCACCGAAAGUGGGUACGACGGGUUUGUUGUCAUUGUAA